AUGAGGGAUUCAAAUGUAAGAAAAUAUAGAAAUGGAGAUUUGCGAACUUCGUCAUCGAGCUGGCCUCCGUCAACCCCCGUCCUCUUCAUCUUCACCGGCCGCAACACCGUCCCCACCAACCUACUCGCCUACAUCGUCUUCGUGACUGUCGACCACGGACACGGCACCAAGAUUGACAUUGAGCGCGGCACCUUUGUGUUCCCUAGCAUUCUCAUCGACACGUCGUUCACCUCGACCCAACCGUCGCCCUUUUGGGUGCGGGACGACCCUUCCGGGAAGGAGGCUCCUCGUUCUCCACCUCCUCCUCGUCUUCGUCUCAGUUCCUCAUUCUUCUUUCUGGUGCUCUAG
Molecule: messenger RNA, 348 nt
Organism: Stereum hirsutum FP-91666 SS1
Lineage: Eukaryota; Fungi; Basidiomycota; Agaricomycetes; Russulales; Stereaceae
Exons: 1
Coding region: 1-348 (115 amino acids)
Source: RefSeq, a predicted model, not a curated record